GGUGUAUACGUUAGUUGGAGGUGUCCUAACCAGAAAUGGGACUGCCAGAGAGUAGCUUCCUUCUCCAAAUGUUUCUGUGGCCACAGCCUGCAACAACAUGACUCAGGUUCCCGAACAUUAUGCAAAUACCCAAAUUGUUCUUGCAAGCAUUUUGCCUGGGUACCAUCAAACCCUGAAGAAGUCGGCGAGUUUUGGUUGAGAAGGCGAAAAGAUUUCAAAGAAAACCAAUGGCGGGCCAAAUGCAAAUGCAAGCAUUCUCACGAAGAACAUGACGCUAAUGGCAACCAUAAAUGUACAAAGUGUAGCUGUCCAUGUUUUCAGUCAAAUUUUCUUUGUGCCGCCUGCGAUCGAAGAUGGGAAGAGCACGAAACUUUUUUCGAGAACGUUUCUGAAAGGAGAGAGAAUGGAUUGGCAACAGGUAUCUAUUUCCUUCCAUUCAGUGAGAUACCCUCCCUUAGAAAUAUGGUGUUAACAGGAAAAGAUGAUGGCGACGUCUCGUACAUCAAACUACAAAGCAAGCUGAACGCUUUGACCGCUACUGCAGCUGAUUCCAAGAAAGUGAACGCUGCCACUAAGAAUACAUCCUUGUCGACGACGAUGAUGACGAGUUGA
This is a messenger RNA of Helobdella robusta, 612 nucleotides long. RefSeq lists its product as hypothetical. Lineage: Eukaryota; Metazoa; Annelida; Clitellata; Rhynchobdellida; Glossiphoniidae. The record is from RefSeq and is a predicted model, not a curated record. The annotation marks the transcript as partial. The transcript is spliced from 4 exons.